Messenger RNA from Siniperca chuatsi (mandarin fish), 1571 nucleotides. RefSeq names its product H6 family homeobox 1 (gene hmx1). Gene Ontology annotation, biological process: negative regulation of DNA-templated transcription; regulation of transcription by RNA polymerase II. The record is from RefSeq and is a predicted model, not a curated record. The coding region runs from base 301 to 1224 and encodes 307 amino acids. Gene Ontology annotation, molecular function: DNA-binding transcription factor activity, RNA polymerase II-specific; RNA polymerase II transcription regulatory region sequence-specific DNA binding. Lineage: Eukaryota; Metazoa; Chordata; Actinopteri; Centrarchiformes; Sinipercidae. The transcript has 2 exons. Gene Ontology annotation, cellular component: nucleus.
UUCUCCUUUCCUUGGAAAACCCCAUUUGCUAUUGUGCUCGUCCAAUCGCUGGACGCCAUCGCUUCGUUAAGCGUUUGACUUGACGUUUCACUGUACUACUGCUUCCGUCUCCCUGUCUCCCUCUCCUCCCGCUGGCACCGAGGAGAUCCCCGUCCCGUCUCUGCCAUGACUCCUCAUCCGUUCACAGCGCAAAAGCAGCGACGCUUGAAAUGACUGCUUGGACUGUCGGUUGCCAUAACGCACAAUCAAAACGGGAGCCGCUCGGUUUUUUGCGUAAAAGCACCGUAAAAUCGGGAAAACAUGCAGGAGAAGCUAACGGACAACCAGACUCCCACUUCAUCGAGGGCAUCGUCGUUUUUUAUCGAGAACUUACUGGGCAAAGGGCGGAAUGGGCAGGAGUCGAUGUCGGCCAGGAGUCGCGGGGAAGCUGGUGUGGAGACGGUCUCCACCGGCAGAGUCCUCAACGCACAUCACGCCGACACGAGCGCUCCGGCGCCCGAUGGCUCCAGCUGCGCAGCUCGGUCCCCGUACAGAGACUCGCAGUUGCAGUGGUACCGCGGGGGGACUGCCUUAAACGUCAGCGCUUUGGGAACACCACAGAGUCCAAGACAUAAUAUAAGUCCAGACGAGCACUGCUGCUCCGUAUCGGCCAGUGACAGAUGCUCCCCCGCCGUGUCUGAGCCGAUAACGGAGGGCAGCGACGAAAGCGACCGGAAAACAGGCGACAGCAACCUGACAGACGACAACGAGGACGCGCAGAACGGUUAUGACGUACGGUCAAGGCAAGACGCAUCCUCGGACCUGAGCUCCACCCGGAAGAAGAAGACCCGGACCGUGUUCAGCCGCAGUCAGGUGUUUCAGCUGGAGUCCACCUUCGACGUGAAACGGUACCUGAGCAGCUCGGAGAGAGCGGGGCUGGCAGCGUCCCUCCACCUGACGGAGACUCAGGUCAAAAUCUGGUUCCAGAACCGGAGGAAUAAAUGGAAGAGACAGCUGGCGGCGGACCUUGAGGCUGCACAUAUCCCACACUCGACCCAGCGGAUUGUCAGGGUCCCCAUUCUGUAUCACGAGGGACCCGCACCUACUGCAGCACUGGGUUUCAGCCUGAACGGACAUCCAGUUUCUUCACCCGUCGCGGGCUUCUCCAGCUCCAUCAACUACCCUCUGUCCUCGUUUGCUCACUCCAUGAGCAUGUUAAGAUCGCAGAUGACCGGCUUGGUGUAAAGACCGUUCAAGACUGAUCUAUCAAACUGUUUCUUAAUAACAUAAAUUCACCCUGUUAAUCGUGCAAUAGGCCUAACCCACAAUCCAAAGAGAAGAGCCGCAGAGACCGUGAUUAUAACACACAGUAAUGAAUCAUCUUUAUACACUAUGUCGGUUCAUAAACCGCUACAAGUCUGUGCUCCUGUCACAGACUAUAACAGCCCAGCAUGGCAAGGCCGAGAGCAAGGGAGGCCGAAGCUGUUCAUGUACUGUAUGUUUGAAUACACAUAUUUUUGCAAACUUUUAUAUUUAAAGCCACAAAUCUUUCCAUCUUUGUCACUUUUUCACAUAAUAGAUCAAUUAAAAAA